Messenger RNA from Prunus dulcis (almond), 782 nucleotides. RefSeq lists its product as uncharacterized. Bases 108 to 539 code for a protein of 143 amino acids. NCBI's taxonomy places the organism in Eukaryota, Viridiplantae, Streptophyta, Magnoliopsida, Rosales, Rosaceae. The record is from RefSeq and is a predicted model, not a curated record. The transcript has a single exon.
CUCAAAAAACUACUUGUGCUCAAGAGACACCAUUCUGCAUUGGCAUAUCCAAACCAAAUAUUUCAAGUUCAACAACUAGCUCUCUCUCUCUCAACCCAAAUAUUGAAAUGACAACCUCAUCCUCCUCUGCCAAGCUCCCUGCAUACCAAAGACUCAAGCAUGAUGAUGAUCAAGAUGGGCUUGAACUUGAUGAUGAUUUUGAUUAUGGAAGAGUGAGAGUGUUGGCGAGAUCAAGGAGUACUAGUUGGUGCAAGUUCAGAUUCAGAAAGGUUCAUAUUAGGAGGAGAUCAUUCAAGCUCAAAGUUCCAAGCUUGAAGAGGCUCUUGUUCUUGAGGAGGAAAAUUAGGUUGAUCUCUGCUCUCAGAGCAUCAUGUGCUAAUGUGUUGCAGAGAUUCAAGGAAGGGCAGGCCCACUUUGGUGAUCUUUUUGCUGGCAACUACUUGUUCCUGCAAGUCAAUCCCUGCUCGUUGAAGAGCCUUCACAAGGCUGCCUUGCCCUCAAGCUAUACCCUCGCAAUCCCAACAACAAAUAUUGCUUAAUAUGGAUGCGGUUUCUGCAGAAAGAAAUUUAAGAAUUAUAUUUGUGUGUCUCUAAUAUUGGUCGCUUUUUUACUUCUAGCUUUUUUGGUCACAUAUUGCUUGUUUUUCUGUGUGACAAGACAAUACAUAUGAGAAAUGUCUAAAGAUGGGUUCUUGUCUUUUUCUCUGAUCACUCUCCUAGAAAUUUAAAAGGGGGAAUUGGAACACAUGAUCAAUCAUCACUUUGUUCUCCUUUCCUCUGAA